Molecule: messenger RNA, 180 nt
Organism: Scutellospora calospora
Lineage: Eukaryota; Fungi; Glomeromycota; Glomeromycetes; Diversisporales; Gigasporaceae
Source: the annotation of a GenBank genome assembly
GUAAAAAACAUAGAGAAUCAUGAGAAAUUUCUUAGAGAUAUUUAUCGUAAAGAACAUGAAAAUCGUAAAGAAGCAGCAAAAACAAAUUGUAAAUUAGAGAGAAUUGAAAAGGCCGCAAUGAAGCAAUAUAGAAGAGAUAUAGCAUUUGAAACUCCUGAUGCUACAGUACUUCAUAUAUAA